This is a messenger RNA of Galeopterus variegatus (Sunda flying lemur), 2002 nucleotides long. RefSeq names its product family with sequence similarity 117, member A (gene FAM117A). The record is from RefSeq and is a predicted model, not a curated record. Bases 519 to 1061 code for a protein of 180 amino acids. The transcript is spliced from 6 exons. Lineage: Eukaryota; Metazoa; Chordata; Mammalia; Dermoptera; Cynocephalidae.
UCCCAUGUUCAGUGGCCCCAGAAAAGUCAGUGUGUAGGCCUCAGCCACCCCAGGUCCGACGUACGUUCUCCCUGGACACCAUCCUCAGCUCCUACCUUCUGGGCCAGUGGCCACGAGAUGCUGAUGGGGCCUUCACCUGCUGUACCAAUGACAAGGCCACCCAGAUCACCAAGUUGAAGCAACAACUGCAGAGGACGAAGCUGAGCCGCAGCAGCAAAGAGAAGGAGCGGGGCUCCCCACUCCAAGGGGACCACGCAGUGCGGGGAGCACUGAGGGCGUCCCCUCCCAGCUUCCCCUCGGAGUCCUCUGUCCUGCGACUCAGCCCCUGCCUACACAGAAGCCUGGAAGGACUCAACCAAGAGCUGGAGGAGGUGUUUGUGAAGGAGCAGGGUGAAGAGGAGCUGCUGAGGAUCCUCGAGAUCCCUGAUGGGCACCGGGCCCCUGCCCCUCCCCAGAGUGGCAGCUGUGACCAUCCCCUUCUCCUCCUGGAGCCUGGCAACCUUGCCAGCUCUCCCUCCAUGCCCUUGGCAUCCCCCCAGCCUUCUGGCCGGGCCAGCCAUGAGGAACACCGGGGUGCUAUCGAGGAGCUGGCAUGCGUCCCCAAUGACAAAGUCUCCUCUCCAGGCCACCACCUCCUCGAAGAUGGCAGCCCCUCUCCAGUCCUUGCGUUUGCUGCCUCCCCUCGGCCCAAUCACAGCUAUGUCUUCAAACGCGAGCCUCCAGAAGGCUGUGAGAGAGUGCGUGUGUUUGAAGAGGCCAUGUCUCCAGGUCCUGACCUGGCCUUCCUGACUUCCUGUCCUGACAAGAACAAAGUCCAUUUCAACCCGACCGGCUCAGCCUUCUGCCCUGUCAGCUUGAUGAAGCCCCUCUUCCCCAGCAUGGGCUUCAUCUUCCGUAACUGCCCCUCAAGCCCGGGGUCUCCCCUUCCUCCCGCCAGCCCCAGGCCACCACCUCGGAAGGAUCUAGAGGCCUCCAAGGCUUCCCCACUGCCAUUUGAGCCAUGGCAGCGCACCCCACCAUCAGAAGAGCCCGUGCUUUUCCAGAGCUCCCUGGUGGUCUGAGAAUCCCUCCCUUUCCCCUUCACCAUGGAGACCAGUGCCUUGGUGGCAGGCCCCUCCCUAGCUCCCCUGAGACGGGGGAUGGAGGAGCCCUUCCCUCUCGGCCUUCAAGCACUUUCAUUUAUUGUGUCAAAGCCCCAGGUCCUCUUUCUGAUGGACACCAGCCCCUCUGAAUAUGAGGGGACCUGCCUUUUCCACUAGCAGCUGGGCAGCUCACGACUCACACCUGUGUACCUGCCACUUCCCUCACUUGGUGGAAAACUCACCCAGAAGGUUCUGAGUCACCCUCCCUGGGAUGUGAGUCCAAAUGACUGUAUAGGAGGCCCUUGUCCUUGUCAUGGAGCAAACUGGCCGUGAUGGAAGGAGAGGGGACGCCACCGAUUUUCUUCCCUUUCCUCCUCAACAGACACAGAAGAGGAGACCAGAAGAUAGAAACCCCCAUCCUCUCAGCCCCCAUCCCCAUGCCUCCUCAUUGGAGGAGCUGACCAAAGCAGCCCUGAAGGGCCAUAACACUUGACCAAUAAAGCUGCGGGCUGGGGGGGAACCAGGCAUUUUCCCAAGUGGCAUUUUCAUCUCGCUUUCACCCUGACUAAAGAUUGUCUUAAGCAGCAGCCCAGCCUGCCCAGCCCCAGGUGGGUAGUGGGGGUGCGGGACAGCUGGCAUUCCUCCAGGUGGCAAAUGGCAACUCUAUACUCUCCACCUGCCCCAGAGCUGGGUUGGAUUAGAAAAAUGCCUAUUUUUCUUGUAUCAAUGUAGAAACUCUAUUUUCUCCCAAAGACACUAUUUUUGCAGCUGUUUGAAGUUUGUAUAUUUUCCGUACUGCAGAGCUUACACAAAAUUGAAGAAGAAUGUUAAUGUUCGAGUUUUCUUUUCUUGUGUUUAGAGGUUGUUUUUUGCAGAUCUUGAUGUUAAUAGACCAAAUAAAUAAAUAAGUAUUCCCAGCA